This is a messenger RNA of Striga asiatica, 960 nucleotides long. The record is from the annotation of a GenBank genome assembly. NCBI's taxonomy places the organism in Eukaryota, Viridiplantae, Streptophyta, Magnoliopsida, Lamiales, Orobanchaceae.
AUGGCGGACAUCGUAAAGCAAAUGCUGGCAAAGCCCAUCCAAUACGCCGACGAAGUAACCAAAAUCGCGGACCAAGCCAGCUCCUUCCGCGCCGAAUGCCUCGAAAUCAAAUCCAAAACGGAGCGCCUCUCCUCCCUCCUCCGCCAGGCCGCCCGCUCCUCCGGCGACCUCUACGAGCGCCCCACCCGCCGCAUCAUCGACGACACCUCCCAAGUCCUGGACAAAGCCCUCACCCUCACCCUCAAAUGCACCUCCCGCGGCCUCCGCCGCCUCCUCACCAUCAUCCCCGCCGCCGCCCUCCGCAAAACCGCCCAGCAGCUCGAAAACUCCAUCGGCGACCUCUCCUGGCUCCUCCGCGUCUCCGCCACGUCAGCCUCCUCCUCGGACGACAACGACACCUACCUCGGCGGCCUCCCUCCCAUCGCCGCUAACGAGCCCAUCCUCUGCCUCAUCUGGGAACAGAUCGCAAUCCUCUGCUCCGGCAAUCUCGAAGACCGCGCAGACGCUGCAGCUUCACUCGUCUCGCUUGCGCGGGACAACGACAGGUACGGAUCACUCAUUAUUGACGAGGGCGGCGUUCCUCCGCUUCUCAAGCUCGCUAAAGAAGGGCGGGGCGAGGGGCAGGAGAACGCGGCACGGGCGAUAGGGCUGCUUGGACGGGACACGGAGAGUGUGGAGCAGAUUGUGAAUGCGGGGGCUUGUCAGGUGUUUGCCAAGAUAUUGAAGGAGGGGAAUAUGAGGGUGCAGGUUAUGGUGGCGUGGGCGGUGUCGGAAUUAGCCGCGCACCACCGCAAGUGCCAGGAUCCGUUUGCGCAGAAUAAUAUUAUUCGGUUGCUUGUGAAGCAUCUCGCGUUCGAGACGAUACCCGAGCAUAGUCGGUACACGAUACCGACCAAGCAGUCCAUUCACUCCAUCGUCAUGGCUAAUAAGCCCGCCGAAAGUGGUAAUAUCAGUAAAUAA